CCUAAACGCAAAGUAUAUUCGCAACUUGCGAUCUUCAUUGCUCUGGAAGCCUGAGUUGUGACCUUCGUUCUACAGAGAGAAACAGCCAUAUUUCUAGAGAGAGGCAGGCCCCACGAUCUGUUCGUGCGCGAGUACUUGGUGUGAUUGUAUCCCAGGUGGGUUCUCCUUUAGCUAGUUGAAGGAGAGAGGUCAAUAAUGGCGGAGAAGAAGAGGAGGAACGACGCAAGCAGUAGUAGCAGCGGCGGCGGAAGCAACAGAGGCGAAAGCGUCGUCGGCGAUGUUGGCCGCCGCAGAAGCUCUUGCGGGUAUUGCAGAUCCGGUGGAAACACCAGUAUUUCUCACGGUCUAUGGGCAAAGAGUUUGACAGUUGAUCACUAUCAAGCCCUUCUCGACAAAGGUUGGAGAAGAUCUGGCUGUUUCCUUUACAAACCUGAGAUGGAAAGGACAUGCUGCCCUGCUUAUACUAUCCGUUUAAAGGCAAGUGAUUUUUGCCCUUCAAAAGAGCAACUCAGAGUCUCUAAACGGAUGCAAAGGUUUCUAGAUGGCACGUUGAAUGUGAAAAAGAGGGAGGAGUUCAUAGAUGAGCCAAACAUUUCUGAGGCUUCAUGCAGCGGUGCCCCUGCUGAAAUUGCAGGUUCUGCAGCGAGGGAAUCAUUGGCAGGUAAAAAUGAAGAGAAGAAUGUAGAGUUUCUGCAUUAUUUGUCAGACAAGAUUAAUAAUGCAGUACAUGCGUUUGUUGGAAGUGAAAACUUUCCCCAUGAUAUUCAAUUGCCAAAAGCUUCUGUUAAAGAGGUUGCACCAUCCAAAAGGAAGUUGCUUGUGGAAGGAUCCGAGGAUCUGUUGUUCUCCUCCAAUAUUUCCUUCCAGAUUGCAGCUGCUGUAAGUCGGGCAGCGAAGGAAGCACACAAAGUGAAGUUAUCAAGAGAUAGCACCAAACAUAGUGGCCAGGCUGAUGAGCUCUCGCCAAACAUAAUUGCAGAAAAAUUGUCAAGUUCACUAAAUCAGUUGUCUGAGAUAUCUGGUCUUACAAUCAGAGCUUGCAAUGGGCACAUUAACUUCUAUUCUGCUAAUAAAGUUGUUUGGUUGGAUGAAGUGGUAGAAAAAGUUUCCAAGUCCAAAGAGUCUUAUUCAGGAAGUGGAGUUAAAGGGAGUUGUUCAAAGAAGGUCUCUAAAUGUCCUAGGGGAAAAAGUCAGAAGCUUGAGCUCCGUUUGAAAAGGUCAAGUUUUGAUCCAGAAGAAUUUGCCUUGUAUCAGAGAUACCAGAUUAACGUGCAUAAUGAUAGGCCAGAUCAUGUCACAGAAAGCUCAUAUAAGAGAUUUUUAGUUGACUCUCCCUUGGUAGAUGUUCAAUCACUUGGUAAUGGUACAGUUCCUCCAUGUGGCUUCGGUUCAUUCCAUCAGCAAUAUUUGAUUGAUGGCCAGCUAGUUGCAGUUGGAGUGAUUGAUAUCCUUCCAAAAUGUUUGUCAAGUAAAUAUCUAUUUUGGGACCCCGACUUUGCGUCUCUAUCACUUGGCAAAUACUCAGCCUUGCAAGAAAUAGCUUGGGUGAAAGAGAACCAACUCAAGUGUCCAAGCCUAGAGUAUUAUUAUCUUGGCUAUUACAUUCACUCCUGCAACAAGAUGAGAUAUAAAGCAGCUUAUCACCCAUCUGAGCUUCUCUGCCCUCUUCGUUACCAGUGGGUGCCAUUUGAGAUUGCAAGGCCAUUGCUUGAUAAGAAACCCUAUGCCAUCUUGUCUGAUUUUGCCGCACUACCAAAUGGAGAGUACUCAGAACCUAAAGCGCUUGAAGAUAAUAUGGAAAUGCAACAUGAUGACCCUGUCCAAGUAGAUAUGAAUGAUAUUCGUGUUGACGAAGAUGAAGAAUUGACUGAAAUUGAUUUUGAGGAUUCUGAUGAUGAAUCAGGCUCAGUAUCUGGUGGAUUGACUGCUGUGCUAGUAGAAGACGGAAAUGUUGGUGAUACUUUGAUUGGGUUGAAGGGAUCUCGCCUAAGAUAUCAGGAUCUACAACAUGCCUUCGGUCCCCCUGAACGGCGUUACUUGGAAACCCAGUUGCACAGAUACAUGAGAGCUGUGGGCACAGAGCUUUCUAAGCAAAUGGUUUAUUCGCUUGGGUUAUUCGGUAAAUAGUGCACUGAUUUAUCAGAUCUCAAUCUGAAAUAACAGGUUUCUAUUACCAAUGGCAACAUUCUGCCCAAAUCAUGUUUGGUUGCCGAAUUCGAGGAGACCAAAAUGUAGCUGUUAAUGGAGUUGUUUUUUCACGAGGCUUAUACGGAUUCAUGAGCAGUUGCAGUUUCAGAUUGCAUGAUUAAGCUAUGGAUUGUCUACACGUGUGCAGGUUAAGUGAUGUGUUCGCUUCUGCUGAUGAUUGAAAUGAACUUGGUUGGGACAAGUUGGUUGUCUGGAGUUGAGGAAAAUGAGAGUGUCUUGGAUGUAGAUAGGUUUAAUUUCAAUCUCCAUAAACCAUCUGUACUGGUAAAUUGGGAUUGGCUACUUACACAAUUAUCUGGACCUUCUGGAAAUACUCUCUUUCUCUCUCUCUCUCUCUCUCUCUCUCUCUCCACACAUUUGUUUGAUCCACGUUAUUGCAUGAUAUAGAAUUACAAGUUUCAUGGAGCACAUAUUUCGG
This is a messenger RNA of Rhododendron vialii, 2626 nucleotides long. Its product is annotated as arginyl-tRNA--protein transferase 2-like. Gene Ontology annotation, biological process: protein arginylation; arginyl-tRNA aminoacylation. Gene Ontology annotation, cellular component: cytoplasm. The record is from RefSeq and is a predicted model, not a curated record. Bases 196 to 2127 code for a protein of 643 amino acids. Gene Ontology annotation, molecular function: arginine-tRNA ligase activity; ATP binding; arginyl-tRNA--protein transferase activity. The transcript has 6 exons. NCBI's taxonomy places the organism in Eukaryota, Viridiplantae, Streptophyta, Magnoliopsida, Ericales, Ericaceae.